Messenger RNA from Galdieria sulphuraria, 1195 nucleotides. Its product is annotated as O-methyltransferase. Gene Ontology annotation, molecular function: O-methyltransferase activity. The transcript is spliced from 3 exons. Lineage: Eukaryota; Rhodophyta; Bangiophyceae; Galdieriales; Galdieriaceae. Bases 33 to 1112 code for a protein of 359 amino acids. The record is from RefSeq and is a predicted model, not a curated record.
AGUGAUUUUGACGAUCCAUUUGUGAGUUGAAAAUGGAAACAUCGAGUGAUAUGGCAAGUCCUGAAGAAUACUUUGAUAACUUUGCAGCAAUUUUAGACUUGACAUAUGGACAUUGGAAAACUGCCAUCGUGAGAGCCGUCACUUCUUUGAGGUUGUUGGACGAGAUGGAUAAACUUUCAUCGGAUAAGGAUGGGAGUCCUGUCAUGGCCAAAGAGAUUGCGUCUAAAUGUGGAACCCACCCAGAAUUUACCUACAGAGUUUUAAGAGCAGCCUCAGCUUUGCUUCUCGUAGAGGAACAUGACUCUCCAGCUCGAUCCUUCACAGUUACCAAACGAGGAUCGCUUCUAUUGGAAAGACAAGAAGGUUCUGCACGUGGAGUUGUGCUGUUUGAAGGAAGUGUUGAACACUGCCGUUGUUGGUUACAUUUGGAAAAAUGCUUACAAACAGGAAACAAAGUAGUUCGAGAUGUGUUUGAAGAGGAUAACUAUUUCGAUGCUUUUUCAAAGGCAGAUUCCAAACAUAAAGAGUUUUUAAAAGUCUUUCAGCAAGGAAUGGCGUCCAUCAGUGAGUUUGAUACGAGAUCUAUCCUUUACAGUUUUGACUUCUCCAAGUUCCGCGAAAUAUGUGACAUCGGCUCGGGUCCUGGAGUGCUUCUAAAGUUGAUACUGAAAAAAUAUCCACAUAUGAAGGGCUGUAUAUCCGACUUGCCUCGAGUUUUGGAUGAAGCAGUCACCAUUGAACCCGAAUUGCAAGAUAGGUGUAAGAAGGAAGUGAGCGACUUUUUUGAAAGCGUUCCUCGGAACUAUGAGGUAUAUAUGAUGAAACACAUUUUGCAUGAUUGGAAUGAUGAAAAUUGUAUUCGUAUUUUGAGAAAUAUAAGAGAAUGUGCAGCACCCCAUGCAACAUUGUUGGUGUUGGAAUAUGUUCUUCCUGGACCGUCCAUUGUUUCACCGGGUAAAAUAUUUGAUCUUCAUAUGGGCAUGCUUCACUCCAGCAAGGAACGUACCGAAGAUGAGUGGAAGACUUUGCUAGCAAAGGCUGAAUGGAAAUAUGUUGGUUACCAGGAUACUGUUUCAGGGCAGAUUUCAGUUAUACAGGCUCAGAAGGAAUAAAGAUUUGUUUUGCAUUGUCUUAUUUCUAUUGCAUGAUGGAGUUUUCUAAUGAGAGUUCAUGCGUCAGGCAGUUUCAAAAGGGG